GGAGCUGUUUUUGUUGUUUAUUAACGCUCUGCACUCGGCUGUUUUGAUCCAGUUUGCUCGAUCGAAGUUUGCAAGUUACAGCUGUGCAAUGAUUCGGAUAUUACGGUAUAUUUCGAUACAAUGUUUACAACCAGGAGCAGAAAGUUGGAGAAGAAUAUGCUGUGUGUUGAACAGUAAUACAGCAGCAACAUUUAAGCACGGGAAUUUUUCUCGGCAUCGAAUGAAAUUAAGAUUACUAUCAAAUGAAGCAUUGCUGUCACAUUCACGAGUCUUCACAAGCAAACCACCAAAAGGAUUUGAGAAGUUUUUCCCAAAAAGAUCAGCUGCUGAACCCAGAGCAAAAACUGGUGAAGCAGAACCACACAGAAACAAAACUGGAGGAGGAAAUGGUGGUGGUGAAAAGGAAAACAACAGUCGGUGGUCCCGGAUCCUUAGAGGAGACUUCCCAUGGGAUGAGAAGAACGUUCGGAACAUCUUCUGUGCUGGGGCUGGGAUGCUUGUAACUUUUCUGUAUUUCCACUUUCGAAAGAGAGGAAGAGAGAUAUCAUGGCGGGAUUUUGUCAAUUACUACUUGGCUAGAGGCCUGGUUGAACGACUUGAAGUUGUUAAUAAACAAUACGUGAGAGUGUUUCCUGCCCCUGGUGUAAACACAUCAGAAGUGAGUUAUGUUUGGUUCAACAUUGGUACGGUUGACUCAUUUGAAAGAAACUUGGAGCAAACAGAGAGAGAGCUUGGUGUAAAGGCUCCACACAAGCUGCCAGUCCUGUACAGCACUGAGAGUGAUUGGUCAUCUUUAUUGGCUGUGCUACCUGUUGUUCUGUUGGUUGGCUUCCUCCUAAUUAACUCCAGACAGGGUCCGAUAGCAGCUGGACGUAAGCGCAGGAGAGAAAAUAAUCUGUUUAGGAUGACUGAGUCUAAAGCCAAAAUGAUCAAAGACAACAUUGAUGUAAAAUUAAAUGAUGUUGCUGGCUGUGAGGAGGCCAAGCUAGAGAUUCUGGAGUUUGUCAACUACUUGAAAAAACCCAAACAGUACCAGGAGCUUGGUGCUAAAAUUCCGACGGGUGCACUGUUAUCAGGCCCCCCCGGCACAGGAAAGACUUUGCUAGCUAAAGCAACUGCCGGAGAGGCUGGAGUUCCUUUUAUAACGGUUAAUGGAUCCGAGUUUCAGGAGAUGUUCGUCGGUGUAGGGCCAGCCCGGGUGAGGGACAUGUUCGCCAUGGCUAGGCGACAUGCUCCCUGCAUUCUCUUCAUUGAUGAGAUUGAUGCCUUGGGCAGGAAGAGAGGACGAGGGAACUUUGGUGGGCAGAGUGAGCAGGAGAAUACACUGAACCAGCUGCUGGUGGAGAUGGAUGGAUUUAACAGCAGUGUUAACGUUGUGGUGCUGGCAGCAACCAACCGCACUGAUGUUUUAGAUCCAGCACUUUUGAGACCUGGCAGAUUUGACAGGCACAUUUACAUUGGACCUCCUGAUAUUAAAGGCCGGGCAUCGAUAUUUAAAGUGCACAUGAGGCCGUUGAAGCUGGAGUCCAGUUUGACCACAGAUUCCUUAGCAAGAAAGCUGGCAGCUCUUACACCUGGUUUCACUGGUGCUGAUAUUGCCAACGUCUGUAAUGAAGCAGCGCUCAUUGCGGCUCGACACCUCAGCCAGACUGUGAAUCCCAAGCACUUUGAACAAGCUGUGGAGAGAGUUAUAGGAGGGCUGGAGAAGAGGAGCAGGGUGCUGCAGCCAGCUGAGAGAACCACUGUUGCGUACCAUGAGGCCGGCCAUGCUGUCGUGGGGUGGUUUUUGGAGCAUGCAGACCCCCUACUAAAGGUGUCCAUUAUUCCUCGUGGCAAGGGACUGGGUUAUGCACAGUACCUACCUAAAGAGCAGCACCUGUUCACACGCGAACAGCUGUUUGACCGGAUGUGCAUGAUGCUGGGAGGACGUGUAGCAGAGCAGGUGUUUUUUGGCAGAAUCACCACAGGUGCUCAAGACGACCUGAGGAAAGUUACUCGGUCUGCUUAUUCCCAGGUCAUGCAGUUCGGAAUGAGUGAGUCAGUGGGCCAGAUGGCAUUUAAUAUGCCGCAGGAGGGCGAGAUGGUGUUGGAGAAGCCUUACAGUGAAGCCACUGCACAGCUCAUAGAUGAGGAGGUGCGCUCUCUUAUCAGCAUGGCGUUCGAGCGAACUCACCAGCUCGUCACUGAGAAACGGGAGCUGGUGGAGAAGGUGGGGAAGCGCCUUCUAAAGAACGAGGUCCUGGACAAGGCUGACAUGGUGGAACUGUUAGGACCGAGGCCGUUUAUGGAGAAAUCUACAUAUGAAGAGUUUGUUAAAGACACAGGCAGCCUUGAUGAAGACACAAGUCUGCCUGAGGGUCUGAAGGACUGGAACCAGAAACAGGACUUCCAGGAUAAAGACUCUUCACAGCAGCAGAAAGAGUUUGUGUACAUGUAGCAUCAGAAUAUAUGGAGCUUUUGCUAGGUUACUGUGACAGUCAUUUUGACAGUUUAGCAUUGUAUUAUGUAGCUUAGGUGCCACACAGCACCAGUUUCCUGAGGAUCUGGUUUUGAACCCCUUCUUCUGGUCUCUAUCUAUGAACCAUUUAGAAUGUUCUAUACAUGUCUGCUUGGGUUUACUCCAGUAUUCUCAUUUUUCCCUUCUCCCAAAAGCUUGCAGAAGUUGGGAUUGGAACACUGGAUUGGGUGCAUUCUUGUCUUGCACCCAGUGUAUUUGGGUGGGGCCAGACUUACUGCAACCCUGACCAGGACAUAGCACAGUGGUAAAAUGCGCUAACCCACUAUCAUGCUGUUGGCCUGCCGGGCACCUGCUUUGUCUUGGCCACAGCCAUUAGGAGGUGCAAUUUUUUUUACAUUUCCUAAAUAAAUAGUAUUCUAAAAUAAAAUUUGAAGGCUCCUGAUUGGCUAAUGUGAAAUGUUAAAUGAAUUUUAAUUGGCUCAGUGAAGAAAUUGUUGCUGAUGCAGAUUUGUUGGACCAGUUGACUUUUUCCCCAUUACUCUAAUGCCCAGUUCUGAUUCCUGUGUGUCCAUUGUAAAUGCUUGUGACGAUUAACAGGAAUUAGCAUAAGCUCUUUGAGUAGCCUGUGACUGCUCGGACCCAUAAACAGAAGAGUUUGAUGUACUGUGCAUUGGACACAUUUACUGCACCAUCAGUAUUUAAAUUAUUUGCAAUUGGAGUCACAGGGGCCCUUCUGUUGGUUUGUACCAGGCAUCAUAACCUUCAUGUCUUCUAGUAUCAUUGAGUCUUGACCUCAUGAAAACCUGUCAGUGAUUGUGGAUUCUUUGUAAAUAUCUGCUAAUCUGUUACAAUAACAAGUUCUCAGGUCAAGAGGCUUUUAAUGUUAAUGGUCAGCCUCUGUCAUGGGUGUCAGAUUCCAGAGUCUUAAAGGAUUUAGGUGUUUAUCCUUUACUGACCACAAAAUCAGCCCUUAAAGUCUUAAUAUGAUGGUCAAUUAAAUUGUGUACAAUAAGCUGUGAGUGGUUCUGCUAGUAUCACCCUGCAAUGGACAGGUCCACCGUCCAAGAUGUAUCUAUACCCUGCACCCUGCUUUUGGUGAUAGUCUGUGAAUGUACAUAGUCAGAAUAUUUUGUUCACUUGUAAUGGACAUUUAGGUCCUGCAGCUGUUUUUGUGACUCUAUGUAGUAUAUGUAUUAGUUUAAAGAAUUUAAGUUAUUUUACAAGUUUGUGAGUUUUGAGGGAACUUGCCAGGUCAAAAAUAGCAAUUAUUAAAAUAACAAUACUGCAAUAAAAUAAAUACGAGGGUUCUUCAAAAAGUUUCUGCACUUUUUAAACUCUAGUUAUUUAGAAUUUCAAAAACAAAUGACAUCACUUUUCUACAUAGUCACCUUCCCAUGCAUUUUUUCCAGCGUCGUACCAACUUGUUGAAAAGAUGUUUUUGGUUGAGCGUGUAGCCACUGAUGCGCACCGCUGCUUUUACAUCAUCAUCACAUGAAAAUCUUCUCCUUAAAGCUUCUUUGAGUGGUCCAAAAAAGGUGGAAAUCGGAUGGCUCUAAAUUCAGACUAUAAGCGUCUCUCAGUCUCUCAGACAUGACCAAUUACUACUCGUCUGACCCUCACCGUUUCCAACAAAAAUAUAAAAGUGCGGAAACUUUUCCCUGGUGUUAUUCAAAUGUA
Molecule: messenger RNA, 4135 nt
Organism: Trichomycterus rosablanca
Lineage: Eukaryota; Metazoa; Chordata; Actinopteri; Siluriformes; Trichomycteridae
Product: AFG3-like protein 1
Exons: 16
Coding region: 89-2437 (782 amino acids)
Biological process (GO): mitochondrial protein processing
Cellular component (GO): m-AAA complex; membrane
Molecular function (GO): ATP binding; ATP-dependent peptidase activity; ATP hydrolysis activity
Source: RefSeq, a predicted model, not a curated record